AAUGGAUGGUUCUAAAAGAUUAUUUUGCAAAUUUUGCGGUAAUACUGUGUGCGUUGAAAAAUUUACAGUGAUAGACGAAUCUACAAAAGAAAUUUUAAAGACUGUUUCACAGAAUCUGGACUUGGACAACAACUAUAAACACGUCAUGUGUAAUACCUGUUCUAGUAAGCUGUACUCGGCAUUUGACUUUAAAUCCACUUGUCUCUACGUUGAGAACAAGAUUGCCUCUUAUAUUAAUCCCAAGGUGCCCAUCGUGGACUUAAGAGAAGUUUAUCUAAAAGAACACGGGAAUAAACCACUGGUUAAAUUGGAAAAUGAUCAGAAAAUAUGUCGAUUAUGUUUGCAGCUGGUUAACGAAGAAUUUGUGCCAUUUCGUGAAGUAGACUUGGAGAUGAUUCAUAGAUACAUUGCAGAAGUGGUAAAUGCACAUUCUAAAGCUUAA
Anoplophora glabripennis (Asian longhorned beetle) is the source of this 442-nucleotide messenger RNA. RefSeq lists its product as uncharacterized. The transcript has 2 exons. Lineage: Eukaryota; Metazoa; Arthropoda; Insecta; Coleoptera; Cerambycidae. Bases 2 to 442 code for a protein of 146 amino acids. The record is from RefSeq and is a predicted model, not a curated record.